Molecule: messenger RNA, 1118 nt
Organism: Fomitiporia mediterranea MF3/22
Lineage: Eukaryota; Fungi; Basidiomycota; Agaricomycetes; Hymenochaetales; Hymenochaetaceae
Product: SURF4-domain-containing protein
Exons: 5
Coding region: 35-991 (318 amino acids)
Biological process (GO): Golgi organization
Cellular component (GO): endoplasmic reticulum; endoplasmic reticulum-Golgi intermediate compartment; membrane
Source: RefSeq, a predicted model, not a curated record
ACUCCCUCCAAAGCCCGGUGCUCAUUAUUUCGCCAUGACCUCCCGCAUCAACAUUGCGCGACCAGCAGGCACGUCUGCCUAUAGCCCGAGCUAUAGCCCCGAUCCCCAUGGGUUUGGCAACUCCCAACCCAGCAGCGGCUUUCGCGCGGCAAACGCGACGGACCCAGACAGUCCUCUUGCGAAGUUGCGCGCUGUCUCCGCGCAGAUUGAAGACUAUAUUGAAAUCUACUCGCAACCUCUAAAGCCACAUUUACCUGCUAUUGGUCGUUUUCUCAUUGUCGUUACAUUCCUGGAGGAUUCGUGGCGAAUCAUGACACAAUGGGAUGACCAGUUGUGGUAUCUGCAGAGACAUCGAAAAUUCCCUUGGGGGCUGUCGCAUAUCUUCCUGCUGAUCAACAUCAUUGUAAUGCUGAUUGCAUCGGGUGCGGUUAUUACCAAACGACACACGGAAUACGCGGUAAUGGGCCUCCUGGGCGUCGUCGUCGUUCAGGGAUUCGGUUAUGGGCUCAUUUUCGACUUAACGUUCUUCCUGCGUAACUUGUCUGUUAUCGGCGGUCUGUUCAUGGUCUUCAGUGACUCCAUGAUCAGCAGGAAGAAGCCGUUCGCAGGUCUUCCAUCUAUUAGUGAAACCGACAGGAAAAAAUAUUUCCUACUUGCAGGCCGUGUGCUGCUCAUUUUCCUCUUCCUAGGUUUUAUCAUCCAGGGCAAGUGGAGUAUUGCACGUGUUUUCGUGUCCAUAGUUGGUCUCGCCGCAUGUAUCAUGGUUGCUGUCGGCUUCAAGGCCAAGUGGUCGGCAGCCUUCCUUGUCUUCGUCCUCAGCGUCUUCAACGUGAUCGUGAAUAGCUUCUGGACGGUACACUCUGCCCACCCACAGCGCGAUUUCCUCAAAUACGAUUUCUUCCAGACUUUAUCAAUCGUCGGGGGUCUGCUUCUACUCGUUAACAUGGGUCCAGGUGGCCUUUCGGUUGAUGAGAAAAAGAAGGUGUACUAGUGUAGUUAAACAUACUGGACACGCAUGUUGGACAUAAAAGCUUUCAUCUUAUGCAAAGCUGUUGGGUAGACAGAGAGAUGUUAUAGUUCACGUGUGGUUCACAUUCUCAAUUGAAUUCUGUGUUUAU